AUGUCGAGACACCGCGUGAAGAAUGUCGGCUACGACGACGAUCACUUCGAGGAUGAUGAUGGGUACGACUCGCCUGAUCCCGAGGAGCAGGAGUUUCUGCAACAGUGUACCGCGGCGGUCCUGGGGCAGCUUCGCGCGGGGCAACCGUCGGUAACGGCCACGACGGAGGAAGUCCAGGAAGCUCUAUGGCAUUAUUAUAAUGAUAUUGAGAAGGCAGUGAAUUAUUUGAGGGGAAAGAAGGAGAAGGAGCUUAAGAAGCAAUCGGCACCAGCUGUGCAGAAACCUAAGGUUCAGGCUGUGCCAGGAUUCCCUGCUCCUCUACCUGCCGAAGCGCACUUCUCAGCGGCCGAUUUCUUUCGCGACUGCCCUUGGCUUAACGUUCCUGCCCACCGCAAAACUGAGAUCCUCGUUGAACCGCUGUACCCGCGGCUGGGAUUGCUGGGUGGUGCACCAGAAUCUGCUGGCAAGAUGUCGAAGCUAGCUGCUUUGGCGGCAGCACGGAAGAAGAAGGAAGGCGAAAAGGCUGCAGCAGCACCGGAAAACCCAUCAACGCCACAACCUGCGCGUUCAGAGGGAUCGGCGCUCAAGCCCUCAGUGACACCUCUGUCUCUUUCUGAGCGGCUUGCUGCCAGCAAGUUGUCAAAGGCAUCUGAAACAAAUGGAGGCCUGCGACGACUGGGCAAACCAGGCUCAUCUGCGUCUUUGCCAGCUCGGCAGCAGCCAGCGCCUGAGACUAGCAAACCUCCCCCACCAUCUCUAUCGGAACCUACAAAGCAAGAAGAGCCGGAGAAAGAGGCAGAGCAGCAACAACCAACACCAAAUAUCCGUGCUUCUCCAUCCACUUUUGCCAGUGUCAUCCUAGGCAACGCAGCAGGCCCAACUAUGGCUGAGCCCAGCCACCUCAACUCGAACAACGUGGAUCUGCUUCAUAUUUACGGCCAGGACCAUGCUGAACCCUUUGACUUUGCAGCUCCCAGUCCCGAUGACGUGGUAAUGAAUGCGCAAAGCACAGCAAAAGGAUUCAAAUCCAAACCGGCUGCUUCCAAGGCAGCCAAGGGCCAAGCCGAUCUGGCCGGCAGCAUGAAGGAUCUUUCCGUGGAGGAAAAGGUUACUGUGAAAAGCAAGAACCUCGAUGUGCUGGCGGAAUACAACAAGUCUACACGGAAGAAGUCGGCUAAUUUUGUUGUGAUUGGACAUGUGGAUGCUGGAAAGAGUACACUUAUGGGGCGGUUAUUGGCAGAUCAAGGAGCGAUAGAUCAACGUACAUUAGACAAGUAUCGGAAAGAGGCUGAGAAGAUUGGUAAGGGCUCUUUUGCUCUUGCCUGGGUGAUGGAUCAAGGCUCGGAAGAGCGUGCACGUGGUGUUACCAUCGACAUUGCGACCAACAAAUUCGAGACCGAAACCACCGCCUUCACCAUCGUCGAUGCACCGGGUCACCGUGACUUUGUGCCGAACAUGAUUGCCGGCGCCAGUCAGGCGGACUUUGCGGUGCUUGUUAUCGAUUCCAGUGUGGGCAAGUUCGAGUCCGGUUUGAAGGGUCAGACCAAGGAGCAUGCUCUUCUAGUUCGAAGCAUGGGUGUUCAGAAGAUAAUCGUUGCUGUGAACAAGAUGGAUACCGUGCAAUGGGACACGGAGCGAUUCCAAGAGAUCGAGCAGCAGAUUUCGGCCUUCUUGACGACCGCAGGCUUCCAGCCCAAGAACAUCUCCUUCGUGCCUUGCUCUGGCGUACUAGGUGACAACAUCACCCGGCGCAGCGCAGACCCCAAGGCUUCAUGGUACACGGGGCGAACACUCCUCGAGGAGCUGGAAACCUCAGAGCCAUACACUCACGCUCUGGACAAGCCGCUACGCAUGACGAUUGGCGACGUGUUCCGCGGCGGUGUGCAGAACCCAAUCUCCAUCUCAGGCCGCCUGGACGCUGGCAGUCUCCAAAUGGGUGAUCAAAUCCUCACCAUGCCCAGCGGCGAGACUGCCCUGAUCCGCAGCGUGGAGGUGGACGGCGAGCCCAGUGACUGGGCCGUCGCAGGUCAAAACGUCGUGCUCAACCUUGCCAACAUUGACCCGAUCCAUCUGCGUUCCGGUGAUGUGGUCUGCCGAGCUUCGGCACCGAUCAAGACCGUCACGAGCUUUACCGCCAAGAUCCUGGCCUUUGAGCACUUGAUGCCUAUGCAAGUGGAUGUUCAUCGUGGCCGUCUACACGUGCCUGGUCGCAUCAGCAAGCUCGUGGCCUCGCUGGAUAAAACCUCGGGGCUGGCGCUGAAGAAACGACCUAAGAUUGUGGCUCCUGGCACUGUAGCGCGUGUGGUGGUGGAGAUUGACCAGGCUGUGCCCUUGGAGGCGCCGACGAGGAUUGUGCUACGUGCUGGAGGGACGACGGUGGCCGCGGGGCUGUUGGAGUAA
Messenger RNA from Penicillium subrubescens, 2400 nucleotides. Its product is annotated as putative translation elongation factor EF-1 subunit. The record is from RefSeq and is a predicted model, not a curated record. Gene Ontology annotation, biological process: translation. Gene Ontology annotation, molecular function: GTPase activity; GTP binding. Bases 1 to 2400 code for a protein of 799 amino acids. The transcript has 5 exons. Lineage: Eukaryota; Fungi; Ascomycota; Eurotiomycetes; Eurotiales; Aspergillaceae.